Histoplasma mississippiense is the source of this 255-nucleotide messenger RNA. RefSeq lists its product with no specific name. NCBI's taxonomy places the organism in Eukaryota, Fungi, Ascomycota, Eurotiomycetes, Onygenales, Ajellomycetaceae. The record is from RefSeq and is a predicted model, not a curated record. Bases 1 to 255 code for a protein of 84 amino acids. The transcript has 4 exons.
AUGACGUCUCAAUCCGAAAUAUUUAAAUCAAUCGUACCCCACAACUUGUCGUCUUCGCGAAGGCACAGCGAUCCGCACCAUGUCUCGGGAGACAAAAGUGUCCAAUUAAGACCACACGAGAAGGGAGCAUCUUCGACUCCAGACCCACCUGGUCCAACGGGGGAAAUAAUACACUCCAGAGGACAGGCUUCUUUUGUAGCGCCGAUCUUGAGCAAUCAAUUGGAGCAUAAUUUCUUCGGAGCCAUUGGAGUUUGA